This is a messenger RNA of Miniopterus natalensis, 1776 nucleotides long. It is a transcript of the gene SPATC1, whose product is annotated as spermatogenesis and centriole associated 1. NCBI's taxonomy places the organism in Eukaryota, Metazoa, Chordata, Mammalia, Chiroptera, Miniopteridae. Gene Ontology annotation, cellular component: centrosome. The record is from RefSeq and is a predicted model, not a curated record.
AUGUCUCUACUCACCAAUUAUGAGGGGCUUCGGCAUCAGAUCGAGAGGCUAGUGCGGGAAAAUGAGGAACUGAAGAAGCUGGUGCGGCUCAUUCGGGAGAAUCAUGAGCUCAAGUCAGCGAUCAAGACACAGGCGGGUGGCCUGGGCAUCAGCGGGCUCACCAGCGGGCUUGGUGAGGCAGUAGCCGGCCCUUCUCAACGCCAGGGUGUCUUCUUGCCCCCGUCCCCGGCCGCAGCAAAUGAACCUGUCCUGGAAGAAGUGGGGAUUAUGGCUCUGGCGCCCCUGGCCGACAUGCUAAACAGCCCACAACCCAGCCCCGCGGCAGGCCCUGUCGUGAGCCCCCUGAUGGGCCCUCUCAACACACUGCUGCCCUCCCCAGGGCCCAUGUCUCAGAACAGUGCACUUGCCAGCCUCCUGACUGGCCCCCUGAGCAGCCAUCUAGCCAGCUCCAUGGCAAUGCCCUCAUCGGGCACACUAGCCAGCUCUCUGGGCCUGCCCUCAACUGGUCCUCUGACUCUAAACAACCACCUGAGCGGCCCCAUGGCAGUCUCCCUGGGCCUUCCUUCUACGGGCCCCCUUACUCCAAGCAGCCCCCUCAUGAGCCCCCUGCUCACUUCCACGACUGCCCCUCCAGGUGUUUCUCAGAACCUUCUGGCCAACCCCAUGAGCAAUCUAGCACAAUCGGAGGCCCCGAGGGUGCGGCUGGCAGAGCCACUCCGCGGAUACCCCUCUGGACCCCAUCCCUCGACUGGCUCAGGGCCUGCUGCCACCUCCAAAGUCCCACUCUCCACCGAGCACCCCCUGCCGACUCAGGACCCCGAGUCCCUCAGCCUGACGUUCGUGGGUGGGCCCAUCCAGACCUCCACUCCUGCUGGCACCGUGGGCAGGCCCAGCUCCAUCACGGCCUUCUCCUACAGCACCUCAGAUGCCCGGACCCAGCCGGGUGCCCACCAGGGACAAGCGGCUCCUGCCCCUGUUCCCACCACCCCAACUGCCUCCCCCACCAUCCCAGUCCUCCCCUCUGCCCCUGGUCCUGCCCCCCAGGCUGCCAACAAUUACAGCCCCUCAGGCACCACCCACAUUGUCCACUCCCCCACCCGAGCAAACCACUCCCCAACCCGGCCUUCACCCACUCCCCACUCACCUCCACGCAACCCCCACUCCCCACCCCGAACCUCAUCUUCCCCAGCUUCUGUCAACGACAUCCGGGGCCCGCGGGGCCCUGAAAUAUCUCGGAAAAGCAUUCUGGACUUGGAGCGGAAGCUGGCUCACCGCAAGACCAACAAGUUCCCUGACAGCCCCCGAGAGCCGAAACAGCUGGCCUUGGAGAGGUUGGUGGGGGAGAUCGCCUUCCAGCUAGACCGUAGGAUCCUGUCCAGCAUUUUCCCAGAGCGCGUGCGCCUCUAUGGCUUCACUGUCUCCAACAUUCCCGAGAAGAUCAUCCAGGCCUCCCUGAACCCCAGUGACCACAAGCUGGAUGAGGAGCUGUGCCAGACACUUACACAGCGCUAUGUGAGCAUCAUGAACCGACUGCAGAGCCUGGGCUACAAUGGGCGGGUGCAUCCGGCUCUGACUGAGCAGCUGGUGAAUGCCUAUGGCAUCCUACGUGAGCGGCCUGAGCUGGCCGUGUCUGAGGGCGGCUCCUACACUGUCGACUUCCUGCAGCGGGUAUUGGUGGAGACAGUGCACCCCAGCAUGCUCACCGAUGCGCUGCUGCUGCUCUCCUGCCUCAGCCAGUUGGCACACGAUGACGGCAAGCCCAUGUUCAUCUGGUAA